This is a messenger RNA of Colossoma macropomum (tambaqui), 2921 nucleotides long. RefSeq names its product WD repeat domain 47b (gene wdr47b). The transcript is spliced from 14 exons. The coding region runs from base 102 to 2717 and encodes 871 amino acids. Gene Ontology annotation, molecular function: protein binding. NCBI's taxonomy places the organism in Eukaryota, Metazoa, Chordata, Actinopteri, Characiformes, Serrasalmidae. The record is from RefSeq and is a predicted model, not a curated record.
CUGCAGGAGAACGCUGAGCUCGCAUAAAUACAGGCUGCGGCGCACGCGGAGGAUUAAAUCAACGUUGUUUUUUUCUACAGUUCUGUAGGAAUUGGAAAAACAUGACUGCAGAGGAGACAAUUAACAUCAAGGAGGUAGAAAUCCUCAAACUCAUCCUGGAUUUCCUCAACUCCCGAAAGCUCCACAUCAGCAUGUUAGCCCUGGAGAAGGAGAGUGGCAUCAUUAAUGGCCUCUACUCAGACGAUAUGCUCUUCCUCAGACAACUGAUAUUAGAUGGCCAAUGGGAGGAAGUUCUUCAGUUCAUUCAGCCAUUGGAGUGCAUGGACAAAUUUGACAGAAAGAGGUUUCGUUACAUCAUUCUCAAACAGAAGUUUCUGGAAGCUCUUUGUGUGAAUAAUGCUAUGUCUGCAACCGAGGAUCCUCAAAAUCUGGAGCUGACCAUGCAAGAGGCGGUGAAGUCCCUGCAUGCUCUGGAGGAGUACAGCCCCUCAAAAGAAGACUACAGCAAGCUGUGCCUGCUGCUCACCCUCCCUCGGCUCACCCACCACGCCGAGUUCAAGGAGUGGAACCCGAGCACGGCCCGAGUGCAUUGCUUCGAGGAGGCCUGCGCCAUGGUGGCAGAGUUCAUCCCAGCUGACCGCAAACUGAGUGAAGCAGGCUUUAAGGCCAGCGGUGACCGCCUCUUCCAGCUCCUCAUCAAGGGCAUCCUGUACGAGUGCUGCGUAGAGUUCUGUCAGAGCAAGGCCACAGGCGAGGAGAUCGGUGAGGGUGAGGUGCUGCUGGCUGUGGAUGUGCUGUGCGGCAAUGGCUGUGACGAGCUGGACCUGAGCCUGCUGUCCUGGCUCCAGAACCUCUCGCCCUCUGUUUUUGCAUGCGCCUUUGAGCAAAAGACCCUCAACAUUCACGUGGACCGGCUUGUGAAGCCACCGCGCACGGGUCACGCCGACCUGCUUACACCACUCCUUACCAAACUGUCUCCAUGUCCAGCCUCACCCCUCAGACGCCCGCAGUCAGCCGAUACAUACAUGUCACGCUCGCUCAACCCUGCGCUGGAUGGCCUGUCUCACGGCCUGGCGGGGAAAGAGAAGAAGAGCGCUGAGGUUGGCGGAAAGGCUGCAGCAAUGUCGCACUCGUUUGCAAACUUCGGCUCGAACGCCAGUCGCAGUGUAUUGGACAAUAACAUCUUCACAGAAUCACCAGAGAGGUCACACACACAAGAAGAGAGAAUGAACAGCUCAGGAGGGCCUAACUUGUCCCAUCCCAUUCUAGCACCUGGGAGGGACGGUGGACCUCCUGGGUCAGUUGAGAAGAAUGAGGAGCAGUUGCAGGAAUUCCAGCGUCAGCGGCUCCGUGUCCAGCAGCACCUGGAGCAGAAACAGCAGCAGACACAGCUCUAUCAGCAGAUGUUGCUGGAGGGAGGAGUACAGCAGGCCAAUCAGCCUUCAGCUGGCCAGCACAACCUCACACAGACCUUCCUCAGCAGGUCUAUUCAGAAGCUGGAAGAGCUGAAUGUGGGGAUGGAGGACCUUGGAGAGGACGUGCAGGCUCUGGCCAAGCAGUGUAACGGCACGCCAGCCAAAGCAGGACACGCACACACCCCGGAAGCUGUCAGUGCCAGCAGAGAUCGAGCCGCCAUCACCAGCAGCACCCCUCAGAAAGGAGGUGGACGGAACAUGCCUUCACUGGAUGAGUCCCCAGUGCUGGUCAGCCGGAGUGCGUUUCAAGAUGAGAAGCCCAAGUCUCCAUUUAUAGCACUGCACACAUUGGAGGACACACAAGCUGUGCGAGCCGUCGCAUUUCAUCCUUCCGGAACUCUCUAUGCUGUGGGCUCCAACUCCAAAAUCUUGCGUGUGUGCAUCUACCCACAGAACCUUAAUGCCAGUGCAGAAAGCCCAGUGAGGCAGCCUGAUGUUUGCUUCAAACGCAACAAGCACCAUAAAGGCUCCAUCUACUGUGUGGCCUGGAGUCCCUGUGGCCAGCUUUUAGCUACCGGUUCAAAUGACAAAUAUGUGAAAGUCCUGCCUUUUAAUGCAGACACCUGCAAUGCUAUAGGGCCAGAUCUGGAGUUCAGCAUGCAUGAUGGGACAAUCCGUGACCUGGCGUUUAUGGAGGGUCCAGAGAGUGGCGGGGCCAUUCUCAUUAGUGCCGGAGCAGGAGACUGUAACAUCUACACCACUGACUGCCAAAGAGGACAAGGCCUACAUGCACUGAGUGGACAUACAGGGCACAUCCUAUCCCUCUAUACAUGGGGUGGUUGGAUGGUAGCGUCUGGCUCUCAGGAUAAGACUGUGCGUUUCUGGGACUUGCGUGUGCCCAGUUGUGUGAAAGUAGUUGGAACUGCCAUGCACGGAACUGGAAGUGCAGUGGCCUCAGUGGCUGUGGACCCUAGUGGGCGGCUCAUGGCCACAGGACUGGAGGACUGCCGCUGCAUGCUGUAUGACAUCAGAGGGGGUCGAACAGUGCAGGCGUAUCGCCCCCACACCAGCGACAUCCGCUCUGUCCGCUUCUCCCCAGGAGCACAUUACCUACUCACUGGUUCCUAUGACAACAAAGUCAUGAUUACCGAUCUACAAGGGGACCUAACCAAGCCACUCCCAGUAACAGUGGCCGGCGAACACAAGGAUAAAGUGAUCCAGUGCCGGUGGCAUACCCGAGACCUCUCCUUCCUGUCCUCUUCUGCUGAUAAGACUGUCACACUUUGGGUCCACAACCCUUAAACCUCUCCCUCAAACUAAGAAUGAAAAGCUGUACAGAGAAAGCACAAAUCAGUCGGAUGCCCCAUAUUCCCUGACAAACUGCCCACAUUCAUUCAAAAGGACCACUGACCGACAAAGGAGACAAGUUACGGUAUGUUUGUGUCUUUGCUUGUCUUUGUAAUGUCACUGCUUUUUAUCGUUAGUAGUGUUCAGACUGAAAGUACC